AUGACCAAUAAAAGCGAUAGUAUGUCAACAUUAGUGGCUGUUGAACAAUAUAUGUCAAUAUAUGGACCAUUUAUUUUAGCUACACUUGGAAUAAUUGGUAAUAUACUUUCUAUAUUAAUAUUUUUAUCACCUCGAUAUCGUCGACAAUCGUCUCAUUUUUAUCUAUUAUCCCUUGCUUUAUCUGAUCUUUGUUUUCUUGUUAUAAAUCUUCUCGAAGAUACAUUUCGUAAUCAUAAUGAGUUAUAUAAAUCACGAAUAAAUUUUCUUGAUCGUAGUUCAUCUAUUAUGUGUAUAUUUGCUCAGUAUAUAAGAAAUGAAACACGAUUAUUAUCAUCAUGGAUUAUUGUUUCAUUUACAAUUGAACGUCUUCUUGUUGUAUUUUAUCCAUUAAAACGUGGUAUUAUAUGUCGUCGUAAAAUUGCACGUUUUGUUGUUUUUAUUCUUUUCAUAAUAACUCUCGUAUGUAAUAUAAAUGUUCCAUUUCAUUAUGGAAUAAUUAAUUUACCUAAUUAUUUACAAAAUGAUACGAUCUGUGAUAUAUUACCAAAAUAUCGUCCAAUCUAUAUGAGAUUUGCUAUAACAACAAUGAUUACUGUUUAUUUACUACCAAUGUGUAUUAUUGGUUUUGUUAAUAUGCUUAUUUGUUGUAAACUUUGGAGAAAUAGUUUAGUAAUGGACAAAUCUGAAACUACGAAAGUAACACCAGGAAGACUUGAUGCAUUUGCUUCAAGUCAACGUUCAUCUUAUAUUACAGAAAUUUUAUCAUGUAUACAUUUAUCAGCAAGAUCAUCAGGAUCACCAUCCUUUGUAGCACAAAAACUACAAUCAAGACGUAAUUCAUCAUCAAAUCAAUAUCAAUUAAGUGGAAAAUUAUUAAAUAAUAAUAAAAGAUUAUCACAGGGUAAUGGUUUCUUAGAUGUUGAGGCAAUUCGAUCACGAUCAUCAUCACGUUCUUUAUCAAAUUGCUCGGUAAAUUUUCCUAAUCAAUCAAAAUCUUCAUCAAGUACAGUAAAAACUCAUAUUCAAUCACGUACACAUCGUGUUACUGCAACAUUAUUACUUGUAUCUUGUUCAUUUCUCUUAUUAAAUACUCCAUAUUGUGCAGUAUGGAUUGCUAAUUAUGUUCAUGGUUUUACUAAUAUGACAUUAAAAUCAAUUAAAGAAAUAACUGAAUUAUUUAUGUUAACUAAUUUUUCUAUUAAUUUUCUUUUAUAUUGUGUUAGUGGAAAAGUUUUUCGUAGUGCACUUAUUUGUUUACUUCGUUGUCAUUGGAAAGAAUUAUAUGAUAGAAAUGAAUGUGAACGUAUGAUACAAAGAAAACUUCGUCCAAAUCUUAAAAUUCAAUUAAAUGAAACGAAAUUAAAACCACGAUAUUGUUCUCUUCUUCGAAAUAAUCAACUACAUCAUGUAACAACAUCUUCAUCAACAAAUUCCAAGUGCUUAGUUUUACAUAAAUCAUCACGAUGA
Messenger RNA from Rotaria sp. Silwood2, 1467 nucleotides. NCBI's taxonomy places the organism in Eukaryota, Metazoa, Rotifera, Eurotatoria, Philodinida, Philodinidae. The record is from the annotation of a GenBank genome assembly.